Molecule: messenger RNA, 2805 nt
Organism: Clupea harengus (Atlantic herring)
Lineage: Eukaryota; Metazoa; Chordata; Actinopteri; Clupeiformes; Clupeidae
Product: toll-like receptor 1
Biological process (GO): immune response; toll-like receptor signaling pathway; inflammatory response
Cellular component (GO): plasma membrane
Molecular function (GO): transmembrane signaling receptor activity; protein binding
Source: RefSeq, a predicted model, not a curated record
UCUCAGGUGAUGUCUAAGUAAAGUACCUGCUGUGGAGGCAAAAACAUGAGCAGAGAGGCACACACAAUGUACCUUACAUUUUGGGUUAUUGCUGUACUGUCCAUUGGGAUUUUACUCCACGGGACUAUGGCUUUCAACACUGCAGAGAAAGGAUUCCAAAUGUGUAUGACGUUGAAAGAAAACACAAAAGACUUACGCCACCACAAUCUCACUGCAAUUCCACCAAACCUUCCAGCACAAACUGAAUAUUUGGACAUUUCUUAUAACAACAUUGCAAGAAUUGAAGAUGGACAACUAAUUCAUCUUACCCACCUUUGUUUCUUGAAAGCAACCAACUGUAAUCUUAGGUUUAUUUCUCCUGAGGCCUUUGCCAACAACAAGGAAAUCAAGGUGCUGAAUGUAUCCAAUAAUCUUUUGAAAAUCAUCCCUAAAAUGAACCUCAACACCUUAAGGGUCAUUGACCUUUCCGGCAACGAAUACUACAGCUAUGCUCUUCCAGAUAGUUUUUCCAAUUUUACACAUCUUCAGAUCCUUGCUCUUGGAAGUAAAAAUACUAUUUCACUGAAACUGAAAGACUUCACUCCUUUGAAAGACAUACAUUUAGAGCAGCUUAUUCUAGGUGAGGGCAUCCAGGUGCAAGAAUAUGAACCUGGAUCUUUAGCUCAGUUGAGGUAUCUGAAAAGAAUUACUCUAAAUGUGUCUUUUUGCCAGAGUUUUGUCAUUUUUGACCAAAUUCUUGUGGAUCUUAACCAAACACAAACACAGGAGCUGAGUUUAGUAAAGUUUGUUCCUGAUGAUUGUCACGUGUUGGUUGAUCCUUUCACAGCUUUAAAGAACUUUGAUGGUCUAAGGAAAAUAACUAUAACACAAACCUGGAUAAAUAGCACAGUCAUGGUCAAAUUACUACAAAAUGUUUGGCAUUCUCCAAUUGAAGAUUUAACUUUUAUCAAUAUUGUUUACAAUGAAGACACUCCUGAUGGAAUGCAAUUUCCAAACCAGAAUACCACAACAAAAGUCAAAUCAAUUACAUUUGAUGGCAUCAAGCAUUAUCAAUACCAAUACCCCAAAUUUAACAUUAGUAUGGAACAUUUCACACACUUGUCGUAUCUGAAGUUCUCAGGUACAGGAAUGAACAUUCUCCCCUGUAAUUUGAUCUCUGCCAUACCGUCAUUACAGACAUUGGAUCUGUCGGACAACCUACUGAAAGAGGCUGGUUUUUGGUGGCCCCUCUGCAAACCAACAGAGAUUUUCCCAUCCCUCAGACACCUCUCUUUGAGUAAUAACCGCUUCAUCGAUCUGGCUCACAUCUCUAAGCAAUCCAGUCAGAUCAAACUCCUGGAAUCUCUGGACUUGAGCUUCAACUCCAUCCGCCUGACCGGCCCAUGCUCCUGGUCCCCUCACCUAACAGAGCUGAGUCUCAGCCACAACAACCUCGGCAAUGGUGUCUUCAAAUACCUCUCAACUAACUUCAAAAGACUUGAUCUCUCAAAAACUGGAAUUACCACCAUAAGCCAAGAGGUACUGUCACAAUUUCCCAGUCUGACACAUCUUAUUUUGAGUUCCAACAGCAUUCAAGUCAUCCCAUUGAACCUCAGAGCACCAGUGCUGCAGGCCCUGUUCAUUGACCAGAAUGCAAUUGCAUACAUUAGCGAGGGUGUGUUGGACGGCUUGCCCAAACUGGAGACACUAGUUGCAGGGAAAAACCCAUUCAGCUGUACCUGUGAUUCUUACUGGUUUGUGACAGCCAUGAACAAGUCCCUCUUGUCAGACUGGCCCAUGGACUACAGUUGCAGUACACCUCCAUCCUAUGCUGAUACAUCGCUGGUAAAUUUUAAGCCUGGAAAUCUGUCCUGCAAACCAUGGCUUCAGGCAGCUGUGUCUUUUUCGGUUUUAACCGUCAUCAUUGUCGUUUUUGCCAUUGUAUUUCAUGUCUGUGAUGGUGUUUGGUACACCAAGAUGCUGUGGGUUUGGAUCAGAGUCAAACGGAGAGCUCGUAAAGGGGAAGACAGGCUGUUGAAGUGUUCUUUCAACUAUCAUGCUUUCAUCUCCUACAGCCAACAUGACUCAACCUGGGUGGAUACCCAGCUGGUGCCAACACUGGAGGGGACAGGUCUGUCACUUUGCAUUCAUGAACGUGACUUCGUACCGGGGCAGUGGAUUGUGGACAACAUCAUCAACUGCGUGGAGGCCAGCUAUAAGACCAUAUUCGUGCUCUCUCAGAACUUUGUUCAGAGUGAGUGGUGCAACUAUGAGCUCUUCUUUGCCCAGCACAGGGCCAUCAGUGUGGACCAAGACUCUGUGGUGUUUAUUCUGCUAGAGCCUAUCCCACCUGACUCUCUGCCCAGCACGUUCUUGAAGCUGAGGACCCUUCUCAGGCAGCAGACAUACCUGGAGUGGCCUAAGGACGAAUGCAAAAAACAUAUAUUCUGGAGUAGUCUCAGAUCCAUGUUACAAAUUGGGGACAAGGGAAUUGCAUUGAGGAAUGUAGCAACAAAUAUUAUGGAUACAUGCUCCUUGUUAGCGAACCAAGGUUAAAGUCUAUGUACAAUACAAUGUAAUAUGCACAAAAGCAAAAUGUACAUAUAAAUGUAACUGCUUUGACAUGACUUGCUUACAUAUAAACACAUUAUGUAUAUAUAUUUUGAUGUUCACAAGUAUCAACGUAAUUGCACACACAACAUGUAGCAUACUUAAAAGGCAUUGAGAAGAUCAUUUUAAAAGUUUCAGGCUAUUUGGAAUAAUCAUCCUUUAAAUGCACCUUUAUUAUCAUACAUUUUAAGUUUAACAGCCUUUUGCGUCAAACAU